Molecule: messenger RNA, 1939 nt
Organism: Coccidioides immitis RS
Lineage: Eukaryota; Fungi; Ascomycota; Eurotiomycetes; Onygenales; Onygenaceae
Product: BAR domain-containing protein
Exons: 5
Coding region: 469-1701 (410 amino acids)
Cellular component (GO): cytoplasm
Molecular function (GO): protein binding
Source: RefSeq, a predicted model, not a curated record
GAAGAGAUGCGCAUUGCAGGAAUAGAACACUUGGUACUUUGAUUGACGGUCGCGUGUCCCUCAUUCCAAGGUUCUUCAGUUACUCUCUCUCCCCUUUUUUGGCUCGGAGUAUUUUUUAUUUUUGUUGCUUGUUAUUAAUAUCUGAAUAAGGGCCCAACAUCUGGCCUUCUCUCUCCCUUCCCUCUCUUUUUUUCUAAAUCCUCCUGCUUACUUGGUGGUUUACUUGUUGCGUUCUGCUUUCUUCGCCCUUCGUUCAGGUCAUUUCGUUAUCUAGUCUUGUUUCCCGCUCCAGGGGCUCUUCCAUCCCGUGCUGUUUGAUGGAAUUGUAAAUCCCAUCAAAUAAAGCUAAUCCGAUCGAAUAUCAUUUAAUAUACACUUGUGCAUCCGUUCCCAAUCCGCUUCACUAUAGCUCCAUCGUCAUCAUCUAAAGCUAAUCAAGAUUCGACGAUUCCAUCCCCGCACGGCGUCAUGAACGUGAACAAGAAGCUCGGUCGCUUCAAGCAGUGGGCCGGAGAGCGUAUGGGUGGCGAGGUGAAGACAAAUGUAUCGGACGACUUUAAGGCGAUGGAAGCAGAGAUGGCCCUGAGACAUGAUGGGUUGGAGCGCCUUCACAAAGCUAUGACGGCCUACAUACGGGCGAUAUCUAAACGUAACGAAGGGGAUGGCGGAAAGCUCUUCUCUAUAGGGUACCUUGGAGGAGCGAUGGUAAACCAUGGGCAGGAUUUUGAAAGCAAUUCCGAGUUUGGGCAAUGCCUUAUCAGUUUUGGAAGAACCAAUGAGCGUUGUGCUCGGAUUCAGGAGCAGUACGUUGCUGAUGCGACGUCGAGCUGGCUGGAGUCGCUGGAUAGGUCGCUUGCUCAGAUGAAGGAAUAUCAGGCUGCUAGGAAGAAGCUCGAAAGUCGCCGUUUAGCAUACGACACUUCGCUCGCAAAGAUGCAAAAAGCAAAGCGAGAAGAUUUCCGCGUUGAAGAGGAGCUAAGACUACAGAAGGUGAAAUAUGAGGAGGCUAAUGAGGAUGUUUACCGACGGAUGCAGGAUAUCAGGGAGUCGGAAGCAGACAAUAUCUCCGAUCUUCGAGCAUUUUUCAAUGCUCAACUUAAUUACCAUGACCAGUGCCGAGAGGUGCUGCUACAGCUGAGAGAUGAAUGGCCAACUGGUCAAAGUCCCGUCCGUCGACCAAAUCUAUCCCGCAACACAACUGCACAUUCCUUCCACGAGCGAUUCGAGCCCGAAGAUCAGCCGCUAGAUGCCCGCCCCCCUAUACGACCGACCCGCACAGCUUCCUCCUGUCUCGACUCUCCAUUAUACAAGCCCCCUCUUAGCCGUACGUCCACCUUCGAAGGACCCACCCAGCUUCGAGGUCGGGUAUCCCCUCCACACUCAGGCCGGGUCGUCAGCGACAGCGCCUCUAUAAACAGCACAUCUUCCCAUGCCCGCACGGCCAACGGCCGGAACUACGACGGCCAUUACGGGUAUCCCGACGACGGCAUAUCGUCACCGCAUGGGAAAGUGAGCCCAGACCGCUUCACGUCUAGUUCUCUAUCCGGUUCUUCCAGUAAUCCGCUUCAAAGUCGGCCUGUGAGUAUGGGGCUGUAUAGUAAUGGUAACAGAGUAUCCUCCUCUCAAUCGUCUAUUCGAGCGAAGAAACCUCCACCGCCACCGCCUCCGAAGAGAAAUGCACUUAGAGCGGUGGAUAUGUAGAUGGUUCUUGGCUCGCUCCUUAUUUAUAUGUAUGAGUUGAUGGGUAAUGGCAUGUUUUAUUUUUAAAAAGGGGUCUCAUUUAAUCUCUACUACCUUUUUUUCUUUCUUUUUCCAGGUCGGAAAGCUGGGACCGAAAGCAGGUCAAUGGAAACAGGCAAAAGAAAAAGACCAGUCUCUUUUGCUUUUCUUUCUUUUUUUCUGACGCAAGAAGCCGAAAUAAACUCUUCUUUCUCUUGUU